AUGUUCUUCCAGCUAAGGAACGGUCUGACAGAUGCUGUUACCAGGAUUCUGAAGAACUACCCCGGCCAGGACAAGGCCCCCGAGCAAGCCUGGGACUACAUCCAGCGCACGAUGGAGUGCUGUGGUUGGACGGGGCGUCUGGACUGGCAUGACAACCCCGUGGUGAUGAACAGCUCUCAGAUGCUCUUCCCCUGCUCCUGCCGCAACGUUUCCAUGACGACAGAGAACGCCACGGAGACCGGCUUCUGUGACGCAGAGUCCCCAGACUGGCCUGUCUAUGAGCAGGGUUGUAUGGUCAGUGUGGAGAGCUGGCUCUUCACCAACUAUGGAGUCAUUCUGGGCAUCUGUCUUGGGGUGGCCGUUAUCGAGCUGCUGGGUAUGAUCUUGUCUAUGGGGCUCUGCAAGAGCGUCCGCCAAGAGGACUACACCAAAGUGCCAAAGUACUGAAGAGAAGACAAAGGGACACACACACACACACACACACAGACACACACACUCACACACACACACACACACACACACACACAGACACAC
Molecule: messenger RNA, 534 nt
Organism: Clupea harengus (Atlantic herring)
Lineage: Eukaryota; Metazoa; Chordata; Actinopteri; Clupeiformes; Clupeidae
Gene: cd82a
Product: CD82 antigen-like
Exons: 4
Coding region: 1-447 (148 amino acids)
Cellular component (GO): plasma membrane
Source: RefSeq, a predicted model, not a curated record